This is a messenger RNA of Kwoniella mangroviensis CBS 8507, 417 nucleotides long. RefSeq lists its product as uncharacterized. The transcript is spliced from 2 exons. The record is from RefSeq and is a predicted model, not a curated record. Lineage: Eukaryota; Fungi; Basidiomycota; Tremellomycetes; Tremellales; Cryptococcaceae. Bases 1 to 417 code for a protein of 138 amino acids.
AUGCCAAUGUCAUAUCCGAAUCUCGCUAUCAUCCUUGUCAUUCUACUUUCGGUGUCAUUAUCCGGACAUGCAGCUCCCUCUUUGCCUCCCGCAGAGACCAAACAAGAUAACUCUCACAAUUCCCCGACAGAUGAUGAUAUCAAAGCCCCUCGCUUAUUCAACCAGUUGACGCCCUUAGUGGUGAUCCCAACUAUCACCCUUGCUCCUGAAGUAUCCCCUAUCGAGACGGGUAGUGGAGCAGAUGAUCUAGAUCAAGGGUCAUUGGAGAAAAGGGAUAACGAACUUGUAGCUAGAAAGAAGAAAAUCAAAUUACCGAAAACGAGCACUACUACCACUACGAUUUCUUAUUCAACUUCCACUUCCACUUCUACUGCGACCAGAUCUUUUGGAGAGGGUGAGUCGACCGGUGUCUUAUAG